AUGGCCACAACUACCACACAGGAAGCUCCACAGCACCGUCAACGCACAUAUCAUGACCGUGACGAUGCAGCGUACGUCCUUCCAAACGAUGCUGCCGAACACGCCCGCCUCGAAAUCCAAGCUAUUCACCUCUCCAACAUAAUGAACGGCCAACCCAUCCACGCCCCGCUCUCCCUCACCACCUCAAACCUUCGCAUCCUCGACGUCGGCUGCGGAACCGUCUUCGGCCUAGACCUAACCCCAGUCCCACAACUCCGCGAUCGUCCACCAAACGUGAAGUUCCUGCAAGGGAACGUCCUCGAAGACUCACCACACAAGUGGGUCGACAGAGCUGGAGACGCACCUUUGCCGAAUAGCCAGGGCCUCUUCGAUCUCAUUUUCAGCCGCCUACUUCCAAAGUACAUCCACACCGAAUACUCCCUCCUCAAACCCGGCGGUUACGUCGAGAUCCAAGACGUCGAUUUCCGCUGGUACGACUCUUCAGGCGCGGACAUUAGCAAAUCGUGGGCUUGGUGGCAGCGUGUGCGUGCCGCGGGCAUUGCUAUAGCAUUGGACUGGGAUUGCGGGAAGAAGGCAGCGCAAAGAUUGAAAGAUGCGGGUUUCGUGGAUGUUGAGGUUAAGACUUAUCGGUGGCCUUUUGGAGGACAGUGGGAGGAGGAGCAGGCGUGGGGGGACAUUGGGGAGUAUGUUGCGGCGGAGGUUGGGAACUUGAAUUAUCAUAUGGUUGGCAGACUAAUGGGGAAGGUUGGGGCGGGAGAGGAUGAGAUUAGGGGAUUGCAGGAGGAGGCGGUGGAGCAUUUGAAGGCGGAGGAGGGGAAGCAUUGGGUUUAUUAA
Molecule: messenger RNA, 834 nt
Organism: Fulvia fulva
Lineage: Eukaryota; Fungi; Ascomycota; Dothideomycetes; Mycosphaerellales; Mycosphaerellaceae
Exons: 3
Coding region: 1-834 (277 amino acids)
Source: RefSeq, a predicted model, not a curated record